This is a messenger RNA of Cricetulus griseus (Chinese hamster), 1237 nucleotides long. Lineage: Eukaryota; Metazoa; Chordata; Mammalia; Rodentia; Cricetidae. The record is from RefSeq and is a predicted model, not a curated record.
CUUUUUUUUUUUUUUGUGUUGUUGUAUUAGUUUUUUUGAGACAAGGUUUCAUGAAGCAUUUGUAUUGUGUAGCUAAGGAUCCUGGUCCAUUCUGACUCUACCUCCCAAAUGCUGGAAUUAUAGGCAUGCAUCACCAUACCCAGCUUAUUACUCUUUUUGUUACUAAAACUGUUAAUUGACAAAACACUUCAUGUUAAAAUAAUUUGGCCAUAAUUUGAAAGACUAAAUACUAGAGGAAACAAUUAUUUAAUGUAGGAAACACUGAACUAGAGAACUGUAAUGAACAGGAAAUUGCUGCUCUCCUGGUAUCUGUGGUCCAAGUCUAAAUUCUUGUCAUUGGGACUGAAUCCAAAUCUGUGCUUCUUUUUAUAUGCACAGCAGAGAGCUGAUUCACAUAGGACCCUGAAAUUAGAGUAAUUACAGUCUUCAGUGGUGACAGCUAACUCUAUUUUGAUUUCUGUUAUAGCAUCGCAUGCAGAGCUGGUGGGAUACACAAAAGGACAUUGGCAGAAUUAUAGUGAGGAUUUCUUCAAAAAUCUGGAAUGAUGAGAAAAUAAGAGAAAGCGAUGAGAAAAAGCGACUGAAUGCAAUGGCUAACAGAGCAGCCGGAAAAGGUUAUGAAAAUGAAGACAACUAUUCUAAUAUUAGAUUUCAGUUUGUUGGAAUAGAAAAUAUUCAUGUCAUGAGAUCCAGCCUUCAGAAAUUACUGGAAGUGAAUGGCAGCAAGGGGCUUUCCGUCAAUGAUUUCUACUCUGGUUUGGAGAGCUCAGGAUGGCUUCGCCAUAUAAAGGCUGUUUUGGAUGCUGCAAUCUUCUUAGCCAAGGCAAUAGUGGUUGAAAAUGCAAGUGUACUGGUCCACUGUUCGGAUGGGUGGGAUAGGACUUCCCAGGUUUGUUCCCUCGGCUCGCUCUUGUUGGAUUCCUACUACAGGACAAUGAAAGGAUUUAUGGUUUUAAUAGAAAAAGAUUGGAUAUCAUUUGGGCAUAAAUUUUCAGAGAGGUGUGGCCAUUUGGACGGUGACCCAAAGGAAGUCUCACCAGUGUUUACUCAGUUCUUGGAGUGUGUGUGGCAUCUGACUGAGCAGUUCCCACAAGCCUUUGAGUUCAACGAAGCGUUUCUUCUUCAGAUCCACGAGCAUGUUCAUUCAUGCCAGUUCGGGAACUUCCUUGGGAACUGUCAGAAGGAAAGAGAGGAACUCAAGUAAGUGGAUGAUGAAAAUGGGCCUUUUCCUCCUACA